Alternaria postmessia is the source of this 576-nucleotide messenger RNA. RefSeq lists its product as uncharacterized. Lineage: Eukaryota; Fungi; Ascomycota; Dothideomycetes; Pleosporales; Pleosporaceae. The record is from RefSeq and is a predicted model, not a curated record. The transcript has 3 exons. Bases 1 to 576 code for a protein of 191 amino acids.
AUGCGAAACUGCCCCUCUACACCAACAUGUCCUCGAUGGAACGGCUGUGUAUCAACCUCCACCAACGGUGCUGUAUUCCAGCUCAGCUGUGCAACCGACUACAACGGCCCCGUCAUUGACGCUGCGCAGGCCGAUGCGUUCGUCGACUGCGGAGAUGCUUGCUCUCGACGUUCCGGUUGUGUUGCAUUCAAUAUGAAAGAUGGUUUCUGCUACCUUCUUGGCAAGCCCGUUGGAACUGCCCGAAUCUCCUCUAACAACGUAAACGCCGGCGUACAACUCAAGGCCCCGACCGACCCAGAGCUAGCUCCUGGCUCUUCGACGUGCACUACGGUGAUCGACUGCCCCACCAACGACAAGUGUAGGUACCUUACCAACAGCAAGUCGUUCAUCGCCGAAUGCAACUAUGACUACUAUGGCGGAGACAUUGCUCUCAAGUCAACUGAUACCAUGACAAAGUGUGUGGAUGAGUGCGCCAUCUUCCCAGGAUGUGUUGCCGUCACUUGGGUUGAUAGCAACUGCUACCUCAAGAACAAUAACACCAAGAUUGUCUACAACAACGACGUGGAUAGUAAGUAG